CGGAGCUCAUGGCUGUCCCUGGCUGAGGUAGACGCACACACUAAAGAAAGACACCAAAGUGAACAACAAGGAGGUCUUCUUCCCUGCCAUGGGAGCCUGACCACCAGCUUCUACUGUGUACCCGUCAAAAAGCUUCGUCCAGAUGGAUCAUUUGAGAGCCAGUAUGAAGACUGUGGAACCCAUUUCAGUCAUAAAGCUCCUUUUUCUGCUGGUUCUGGUCACGUCAAGUUACGGCAUACAGGGAGCACCUCGUAUCAUCACCUUAUUAGAGACAGUGGAUGUGUUACUGGAUCACAAUGCCACCUUCAUUUGCGAGGUGCAGUCACGUCCCCCUGCUGACAUCACCUGGACCAAGAAUAAUCACCCAAUUAUAUACUAUGACCCGCGGUACAUCACCAGGGAGCAGGGACAGAUGCUAAUCAUCCCUCAUGUAAGAGAGUCAGACAAUGGGGAGUACUGCUGCCUCGCCACUAACGGCAUUGGAGAGCCAGCCAAGAGCUGUGGAGCACUGCAGCUAAAAAUGAAACCGCAGAUCAAACGCCACCCUACCAAUGUAACCCUUCUGGUAGAAUCCAAAGCAGUGUUGCCCUGCGUGACCCUCGGUAAUCCCAAACCAGAUGUCACCUGGCUCAAAGAUGAUGAGCUUAUCAAGGUCACUGACCGUGUUACCAUUCUUGACUACGGUGCAUUGAAGAUUCAUAACAUACAGAAGGAGGAUGCAGGGCAGUAUCGCUGUGUGGCCAGGAACAGCUUUGGUUUGGCCUUUUCAAAGCCAGUCACCAUAGAGGUACAGGCUCCAGCACGAAUCCUGCGGGUGCCAAAGGAGAAGAGAGUACCGUAUGGCAGCCAGAUUACCCUCGACUGUAACGCCACAGGAAAUCCAAUCCCCACCAUCACCUGGCUGGAGAAUGGGAAUACUAUCUCAGGCGCAUCGGUUGAAGAGACCUUGGUGGGAGAGGUGAUUCUGUCUGUUCUUAAAGUCACAGUGAAUAAGCCGGCUCUGUAUACCUGUCUGGCCUCCAACAGACACAGUGCUGGAGCCAACACCGUCAAAGCAACUGCAAGAGUCACUGUCGCAGAGUGGAGACUCUACAAGGGUGUUGCAGGCUACUGUAGCGCCUACAGAGGAGAUGUUUGCCGCACCAUCCUGCGAGAUGAUUCGCUGGUUUUCUUUAAUUCCUCCCUCUCGGACCCUGAGGACAUGCAGGAGUACCUGGUUCAGAGCUGGUGGGCAGAGCUGGAAGGACUCAGUAUGCUGUGUAGCCCUGCAGUACGCUCACUGCUCUGCCACUCCUCCUUCCCUGACUGCAACCCAUCAGGGUUAGGACCUGCACCUAAACCUGUCUGCAGGGAACACUGCCUGGCUGUGAAGGAGCUGUACUGCCAUAAGGAGUGGUUGGUACUAGAGAGCAGCAGUUCAGUCCAGCCUGGGCUCUUAGGCUCGAUCACUGGGUCCCACACUCCAACAUCACUGCUGCCCAACUGUCAGGCCUUACCAAGCCUUCGCACAGACCCUGAUGCUUGCACACAUGUCCCUUUUGUAGACAUCAAGAAAGAUCAAAUUACAACAACAUGUUACAAUGACAGAGGCCGUUUCUACCAAGGCAGCAUGAAUGUGACGAGGUCUGGGAUACCGUGUCAGCCAUGGAGCCAACAGUUUCCCCACGAGCACCGCUUGUCCGUGGAUGUCAUUCCAGAGUUGAAGAACUCAGACAACCACUGUAGGAACCCAGGAGGAAUCAGUGACAAACCCUGGUGUUACACCUCAAAUCCCAACAUACGCUGGGAGUACUGUGCGGUGCAGCAGUGUGGGCAGGCAGGCAUAGCAUCAGUGAUGAAGCCAGAGUCACCGGGCCCCCGUCAGACUCCUCGUCUCCCUCCCACAACCACUGUGUCAUCUCCAGCUUACUCCAUGUCUGUCAUUGUUAUCAUCCUGACCUCAAUUGCAGGUGCAGUCUUCCUCCUCAUCAUCAUCCUCGCCUGCCGCAGACGGAGGAAGCAGUGGAGGAACCGAAAGAGAGUGAUGGAGACCCCAACGCUGAGUGCUCUUCCAUCAGAGCUCCUGCUGGACCGACUCCACCCCAACCCCAUGUAUCAGAGGGUUCCCUUGCUGCUGAACUCAAAGCUACUGGCUCUUGAGUACCCAAGAAAUAACAUCCAAUAUGUUCGCGAUAUUGGUGAGGGAGCCUUCGGACGGGUUUUCCAAGCCAGAGCACCAGGGCUGCUGCCGAUGGAGUCUUUCACGAUGGUGGCUGUGAAGAUGCUGAAGGAAGAAGCCUCAGCCGACAUGCAGAAUGACUUCCAGAGAGAGGCAGCACUCAUGGCAGAAUUCGACCAUCCGAACAUUGUGCGACUCCUAGGUGUCUGUGCAGUGGGCAAACCAAUGUGUCUGAUGUUUGAGUACAUGGCCCAUGGGGAUCUCAAUGAGUUCCUGCGUCGUCGAUCUCCAACCCAAUCGGUGCGCACCCUAAGCCGUGCCAGCUUAUCGGGUCGCAGCUUCUCCUCUGAGAUGGAGGCGGGACCUCUCUCUUGCACCGAGCAGUUGUCAAUUUCCAAGCAGAUUGCAGCAGGAAUGGCGUAUCUAUCAGAGCGCAAGUUCGUCCAUCGUGACCUCGCAACCCGGAACUGCUUGGUCGGAGAGGAGAUGGUGGUGAAGAUUGCAGACUUCGGCCUCUCCAGGAACAUCUACUCGGCUGAUUACUACAAAGCCAAUGAGAAUGAUGCCAUCCCCAUUCGCUGGAUGCCCCCAGAGUCUAUUUUCUACAACCGCUACACCACCGAAUCAGACGUGUGGGCCUAUGGGGUGGUGCUAUGGGAGAUUUUCUCCCAUGGGAUGCAGCCGUACUAUGGUAUGGGUCAUGAAGAGGUUAUUUACUACGUGAGGGAUGGUCACAUCCUCUCCUGUCCUGAGAACUGUCCUCUGGAGCUGUACAAUCUGAUGAGGCUUUGUUGGAGCACACACCCAUCAGAUAGGCCCAGCUUCAGUAGUAUACAUCGGAUACUGGAGCGUAUGCAUCGAAACACGCUAAGCAUGAAUGCUGAGCCUGAGGCUGACUGCUAACCUAGGAGAUUUUCACAAAACAAAAAAGCAAACAUGUCCAUCCAUGUGCAAAAAAACAGUGAGCUAUGUAGUAAUUUAGUGAUUUUUCCUUUCCCAAUUUUUCCUCUUCAGGAGACCCAAAGUGGUAACCUUACCAACAAGUUUUGUAUCAUAAACGUACUGCUUACAUCUUUAAUUCAGGACCUCAAUUCCUGAUCAUUUACCCGCACAUACCCAUCAGACAGGUCUGGUUUUUUUUUCAUGAAAAAUGUUAAAUGACUAAAAAUAAAUGAACAUUUAGUGUUUCAUCCAUUGGAUGUAGAAUUUUCUUCUUCAUUUUGAGCUGUAAAGGUUGUGGUCUGACAGUGAACAUUUAGGUUAUAGAGUGAAUGGAAAAUGACAGUUAGUGCUCAAACAGUAACUACUUUUUCUCUUGUUGUAGUCGCCUCUAGCAAAUUCCACAGUGGCACACAAUCACUUUAAACCAUUGCUGUUGAUUGUUUUAAUAGAAAAGUUGCUAUUCCAUUUUUGGGCAUUCUAUCCAUAUAUGAAGACACACUUUUUUUUCAUCAUUUUGUUGUUGAUCUUUUUUGUUGUUGUUAAUUUUACUUUUUUGAUAGUGUUUGACACACAGUUUGUUUUAACAAAAUCUCAGCAGGCAAAGGUAAAAUUAGUUCCUCCGACUUGUAUCAUCAUCGCCCAUAAGUCUCUCACUGAAACCCAGACACACACUUUUGUUUAAUUCUAAUUAUGCAGAACUUCAUUAACAGGAUUCAUUUCUGUGUCUUUAAAUAGACUCUUUAGUGAAUGAAAAAUGGCCUAACCAAAAAAAAUUUCCUCAUUCUGAAAGACUAAAUUUUUUUUAACUGGUUCUCACAAAGACAGAUCACACUUUGUUCCAUGGUCAGAUUUCAACUGUGCUGAAUUUAAUUAAUGUUGUAUUAUGACACAAUAUGAGGACCACAUCAACAGCCUCUUUAGUGUCAGUCUUUUUUGUCAUGUGGACGUGUGGUAACAAAAAGCAAAGCCGUUUGUUGUCUUUUAAUCUGCUUUUUCUAAUUUUAUUAGAUUAAGAGAUUAAGAUCAAAUGAGAGAAAAUGUUGAAGUCCACUGAAAAUGCCUUUCAGAUGAAUGACAUGUUUUACUUCUUUUUGAAUGUGGCGUGAUAAUUAUGUUUUUAUUAUCUGUGACAUAAAUGAUACAAUUUUCACCACACUUUCUUCCUUUUAAUUAUGAUAUCUCUUUGUAUUGCUUGCAAAUAAACACAAUUAAUA
Messenger RNA from Toxotes jaculatrix (banded archerfish), 4314 nucleotides. It is a transcript of the gene musk, whose product is annotated as muscle, skeletal, receptor tyrosine kinase. Gene Ontology annotation, biological process: positive regulation of kinase activity; multicellular organism development; cell surface receptor protein tyrosine kinase signaling pathway. Gene Ontology annotation, cellular component: signaling receptor complex. NCBI's taxonomy places the organism in Eukaryota, Metazoa, Chordata, Actinopteri, Toxotidae. The transcript has 17 exons. The record is from RefSeq and is a predicted model, not a curated record. The coding region runs from base 143 to 3061 and encodes 972 amino acids. Gene Ontology annotation, molecular function: protein binding; transmembrane receptor protein tyrosine kinase activity; ATP binding.